CUUAAAUCUGUAAUAUUUGACGUGUACAUAUGAUUGAAAACUGAAGUGAUAAAACACGAGUUGAAUUAGAUAAGAAAGGAUUUGAAAUGGAUUUAAAUUAUGUUAUUUAUCUUUCUAUUGUCAUUAGAUUAUUUGCAGUGGGCGGAGUACAAGGUGUAUGUAAAGAUGAUGAGAAAGAGUACAAGUGUCCACUGAAACCCGAGGUCUCGAUAUGUUACGGUGGCAGUUCUGGCAUGGACGCAGAUGACGUGCUUUGCUGGCUAGAAUGGAAUUGCGACUCCACCUGGCAGUCGGACACGUGUGGAAACUGCGACCAGAACCCAUCACAGUAUCCCGGCGGAUCCAGAUAUAAGGACUGCGCCGGCAACUGCUUUGACUCAUAUGAUGACAAAACGAUGAAGACCUUGGACAAGUGCGGCGUCUGUGACGGUGACGAAGGCACAUGCUAUCCGGAAGUGUUGACCUCCAGCCUCACAUUCGGUGCCUCGAGCUAUAAUCUAACGUUCGAUAUUGGUGGAGUAGGGUUUCGCACGCUCAACAUUGAAAUAGUCAUUCUUCAAGUCACCCGCGGUAACUCUGGCAAUCCUAUUGAAAGGCCCAGGCGUGAUGCUACUGGUCAGUCACCGGGGGGUGCGGGCGAGAGUAGAAGGACUGGUACCAGUACGGACGCACUUCCCAAACACAGACGCCGGAGGGCUGAAAAUAAAAUUGUCCAGAAAGAGGCGACUAUCGUGCAUAUUGAGGAUGCCACCAAUAUGACCAUUACAGUUCCGCCGCUUGAGCCAGGCAGGUACGAGAUAGGGGCGCGGGUGGGGCCGGAUGGAGAGGAUUAUAAUAAUGUGACGGGGCCGGAAAUACGGAUAUAUGACCCCUCCGUGUUCAGCACGGACGGGAUCAGCCCAAGAGAUCUGAACUACAUUGGUUUGGUAUCACUUUCGGUCAGCUUGACGAUCGUGGACGAGUCGACGACCAUCAGCGUCCAGGACAUUUACGUGGUGGCCCCCAAAGUGUAUUGUUUCACCGCAGAUACUGCAAACUCGGAUAUAUCUGCGGCGACGGAGACAGUGGUAGUAGACGACUACUCGAAUAAGACGGGGCUAUGGAACUGCACCAUCACGGUCCCCGGGGAGUCUAAGGCAAUGUGGGUGUGUGCCACGCUGGACCGCCUCCAUACUAUCGGCUGUGAGGCCGUCCACUUCUAUGAGCAGGCACCGGCAGUUAUAGACAACGAGGCAAUCUUCAGCGCCAUGGGUGACUCGCUGAAGAUAGCGUUUAACAAGAGGGUAGAAAAUAGCCCCGCCGACGGAUGUGAUGCAUACUUCGACGAUACUUCUGCUUUUGGUGGACCGGCCGUGUGUCGUUUCAACGCUGAAGCGACUGAGCUCACCGUCAUGUUCGGCGACGGAUCUACAAUUCUGCCAGGUAUGACUAUCGAUCUUAAAGAUGGAUUGCAGCCCGAGGAGGGCCAGUUCAAGCGUUCAACGCCCAAUAUCACCUUAAGCUUAGUGUCAAGGCAGGGGGAGGACGUGCCAAACGCCAUCCAGAUUGCGAAGCGCGGUUUCUGGCCCACCACUCUAACCCUCGAGGCCCAGGGCAACGUCACUUUGGAGAUCGUUAUUGUGUUUGCGCCCGGCGACCGUCAGCCGGCUUCUGUGGUCUGGAUGCUUAACGGCGCUGUUGUUGAAGCUGUUGCGGAUGAGAUGGAGAUGACGGUGAACAUCACUUCCGGUAACGAGUUCCUUGUGACUGUGACGGCCAAGGAUUUUUUAAAUGGCACGGCGUUCAUUAGCCACACCAUCCGGAAGGUGGACAUCGCCCUGCCUAACGUAAUCCUGAAGCCCGCGGGUGUUCUAUUCCUCCCUUCUGGAGGGAUCCAGAUAUACCCAAAUACUGCGUUCGGUAUCGGAACGCGAAUAGAGUACACAUCAACGGACGGUUCAGGGCUCGAUGCUUUCCGGUUCCGGUGGCGGAGAGACGGCAUCAUCGUGCCUGGGGAGUACAGGCACAUUGCCAAGAAAAGCGAUAUUACCAUCAACAUGUGUGGUGACGAGGUGGUGUACUCCCUAGAGGUAGCACUUAUUGAGGAUACUUCCGUAAAGGUUGCAUAUGAGAUCCCCUUCAUCGUCGGGUGCCGAAACCCCAUUCCUAUCAUAAAAGGAGGGUCGACGAAUGCGAUAUCAGCUGAUUCUAGCAGCUCGUUGACGCUGUACGGGAGUCUCUCGUAUGACCCUGAUGGCGGCCUUCUCUCCUACCAGUGGUCAUGCCUUACCGACACGAGCCAGAACUGCAUUAACAACAUUGAUAUAGUUGGUGCCACGAACACAUCGACACUGGCGUUUAAUCCCAAAAAGAUGAAGGGCGGAGUGACUUACACAUUUACGUUGAUGGUGAGCGUUGAGAAGAAAGAUAAAAACUAUUCGUCCAGCAAGUCUGUGGUCUACAUCGUUCACGGAUCGUCUGCACCGACGAUUCGCAUGGUGACAAUACGUCACAACUUCCGCCACGACCGGCCCAUCAUGAUCAAGGCGGAGGUGUCGAAGGACGUGGCGGUCGCCUGGCGCUUCGUCCCUAACCUGUGGGACUACGACUGGUUAAACGCGGACCUUCCGGCUGUGGGCCGCGCCAGCAAUCUGACAACAGACUGGUUCACGUGGUACACUAUCCAGCCAGGUGCCCUGACCCCCGGGCGUAAGUAUAAGAUGGAGGUGAAAGCAAUCAAUGCCGGGGACGAGGUCGAAACCACUCAUGAGCACGUGGUUAACGUUUAUCAGACGUUACGUGGGUGCACCAUCAGCGCAAGAGACAUCACAGAACUCACGGAGACAUCGCUAUCACUGCGUAACUGCGUUCACGAUCCGGAAGUGACGUGGCUGGACACCAUAUGUACGGUUUGCAGCAAGCCGGUGCCGACCAGGAGUGACCUUACUUUUAUAGUGCCAGUGUUUUCAGACAGAUCCACCGCGACAACACACUUCAAAUGCACGAUACGUGACAGCCUUGGCCAUUCUUUGUCUGUGACGAGCAACACCGUUAACGUCAAUAUGCAGGCCGACGUCAAUCAGCAUACACAGGACAUUGUUGAGGAGCUUGAACAGCAAGAUGAUCUACUGAAUGCGAUUGAGAUCAUGGCUGCCAGCCCGCCGACCAAGAGCGACCUGCAACACUCCCUCCAGACGCGUGCCGUUGGUCACAUCGAACGGCUCCUCACUAAAGACCCGAGUCCAGGGGAUAUGCGCGCUAUUGUGAAUGUGGUGUCGCGGCUGAACCUGGGAAGUAUCCGAAAGUACGAGCAGGGGAAGCUUUACAAGCAACUGCUAGAGAUCCUUCGGUCACUUUGCGCCGCCGCCACCGACUCUUCCGCCGCCUCCCUUACACAACAGGAAGUACAGAAAGUACUUCAGACAGCCAAGGAUAUGUCACACCUUAGAGGCGGAAAGAACCCCGAUUACCGGAAGAUGGAUGACCUCGUCACGUGCAUCAACAUUCGGCGCAUGCGCAACGAGGACGUCUCAUGCUUCGACACGCCGGACUCCUCACAUUGCUUCCUUGUGAACGCUCUAGAUGACGUCGGCGAAUUCCUGAACGUUAAAUUUCCGGAGGAAAUGAUGGAGACUAAGUAUCGUGACCUAUGGAACUGCGGUGUUGACCAAGUUUGUCACGGUGUUGGGAUCAAGUAUGAGAAGUACCCGACUGAACCACCUGACCUCCUCGUGCGCCGCUCCGACACCGAGUGUGCCACAUACACAUAUCUGGACCUGUACAACCAACUCACGGGCACACGUAUCCCGGUGAAGGACCUGGCUGGCGUGAUUGAGAUCACGAUUGGGGAGACGGCGUGCCCACGGCCAGAGUGCUACUUCUAUGACGAGUUCAACAAGCGCUUCUCCACCGAGGGCGUCAUCACCAAGCUCAUCAACAAGACUCUUGUCUGUGAGACCAACCAUCUCACCGGCUUCACACUCAGGAGCAAGCCGCCUCUGUAUGAUGGUUUCAACAUGCCGUACGUUGUCACGUGUGUCGUUGUUGCGCUGGUGUUCGCCUUUGCGUUUGUGCUGCUCGUGCGGGCGUUCAUAAUCCUGAACAGCUACCCUUCGAAGGAGGAGGAAAACGACCUCGCCUACUUCCGGGAGUCGGAAUCGCCCGAUUUGCGAGUGAAAACAUGAUGCGAAGAAUUUUGAACUUGUCUGUUGUCUUUUUUUCAAGGGAAUGUGUUGAGUUAUCGUCAUAUGGACAUAGUGAUGUCAUCAAGAUUAAGUCGGUGAUAAAUUGGGGAAACAACUUAUUAUAGAUAUGCACAAACAAUAUGUCACGUUUGUCAUCAGUGACACUUCACAUAUAACGUCAUAUGUCUUGAUUAACGUAAAAAAUGGACUAGCAUUGGUAUACUCAUGCGGUUCUCUAGAUCAAUUACAAAGCUUACUUUUAUCUUGUUAACUCAUCCGAAAACUGGCUCAAACAUGUAGUUUAUUAUAACUUUUCACACUUAAAGAUUUAGUUCUGCGAUAGCCAUCGAGAGACUGCCUUUAUAGUCGUUAAACUUAUAAUGUGUUUUUCUUGUUGUUUAACUUUUUUAA
Molecule: messenger RNA, 4574 nt
Organism: Mya arenaria
Lineage: Eukaryota; Metazoa; Mollusca; Bivalvia; Myida; Myidae
Exons: 26
Coding region: 87-4163 (1358 amino acids)
Source: RefSeq, a predicted model, not a curated record